Messenger RNA from Cannabis sativa, 756 nucleotides. RefSeq names its product secreted RxLR effector protein 161-like. Lineage: Eukaryota; Viridiplantae; Streptophyta; Magnoliopsida; Rosales; Cannabaceae. The coding region runs from base 1 to 756 and encodes 251 amino acids. The transcript is spliced from 2 exons. The record is from RefSeq and is a predicted model, not a curated record.
AUGGAAAAUGCCAAACCUGUUUCAACACCAUUAUCUCAUCAUUUCAGACUUUCAAAGGAGCAAUCAUCAAAAAUAGAAAGAGAAAGAUCUGAUAUGGAUUGCGUACCAUAUGCAAAUGCUGUUGGCAGCUUAAUGUAUUCCAUGGUCUGUACCAGACCUGACAUUGGGUAUGCAAUGAGCAUGGUUAGUAGAUUUUUUACAGAUCCUAGGCAGAAACAUUGGUUUGCUCUUAAAUGGACUCUGAGGUACAUCAAAGGCACCCUAAACAUGGGAAUUAUGUUCGGAAAAGAGUCAUUUGCCAAAGAAAUUGUUAAUGGUUGUGUGGAUUCUGAUUAUACUAGUUGUAUAGAUACAAGAAGGUCUCUCACUGGCUAUGUGUUCACUGUGUUUGGUGGCUGUGUAAGUUGGAAAUCAACACUGCAAAAGGUUGUGGCAUUAUCUUCAACAGAAGAAGAAUAUAUGGCUGCCACUGAAGCAAUGAAAGAGGCACUAUGGUUGAAGGGAUUCACUAGUGAACUUGGGCUCAACUAUGAUGAUAUAACAGUGCACUGUGACAACCAAAGUGCACUUCAUCUCAUGAAAAAUCCUAUGCAUCAUGAGAGGUCUAAACACAUAGAUAUAAGGCUGCACUUCAUCAGAGACAUAGUCACUAGCAAUCAGGUCCAUGUCAAGAAAAUCAAUACAGAUCACAACCCUGCUGACAUGCUUACCAACCUUGUUCUUGCACAGCAGGGAGCAACCUCAAUGCUUUUGUAG